This is a messenger RNA of Bactrocera dorsalis (oriental fruit fly), 15501 nucleotides long. RefSeq names its product protein lap4 (gene scrib). The coding region runs from base 922 to 12702 and encodes 3926 amino acids. The transcript is spliced from 34 exons. Gene Ontology annotation, molecular function: protein binding. The record is from RefSeq and is a predicted model, not a curated record. Gene Ontology annotation, cellular component: adherens junction; postsynaptic membrane; postsynaptic density. Gene Ontology annotation, biological process: neurotransmitter receptor transport postsynaptic membrane to endosome; neurotransmitter receptor transport, endosome to postsynaptic membrane. Lineage: Eukaryota; Metazoa; Arthropoda; Insecta; Diptera; Tephritidae.
GUAAAUUUUAGUUGAGUUCUGUUUCGCAUGUAGUUCAAUGGUUCAAAUGUUGUUCGCAUUCGCAUUCGCAUGUUAUUCGUUGUACGUUAUUCGGGUGGGUCGUUUUUGUUGUAAUUUUUUAGUGACACAUUAAAAAUUGGAAAUUCUAGCGGCGCGCUUCUAAUUUAUGUUCAUACGGCAUUUCUGCAAGUUUUAUCUACUCCCUUCCUGUUGGAAAAUAUUGCGGUAGUGUAAAGUUAUUAUAUUUUCCUAUUAUUUGUGAAAAUGUUUGAAUAAGUGCAUACCUACGCUACUGAAAAUCGGAUUAGGUGGUGGCCGUGGUGACGUGACGGCAGUAAAAGUAGUAGCAACAGCGAAAACCGAAACAGUAGAAAAGAUAAUAUAAAAAUAACGUAGAAUAAGAAAAAUUCGUAACGAAAGCAGGAAAGGAGAAAAGCAAAGCUGGUCAAGUGCAAACGAAUUGUUGCUGGUCCGCUGCCUUGGAGUAGCACUUGGCAAGUUUGCGUCUUCUGCUUCCGCCGACUCGUGGUAACGUGGAAAGAAACGGACAACGGACGUGUUGGAAUCGAAUACUUGUUUUACGCGACGCGAUACGAAACGAAAUAUAUAGUGAUUAGUAAAAACUGGGGUUUUAAGAGUUAAAAAAAAUACUAGACAAACGUUUUAAAAAAAAGAUCUUUCACUGAUUAAAGUUGUAUACUGUCGUUUAGUUCUUUCUUUCUCUGCAAAUAUUUCGAAUAACAUACGAACGUAAUCAAAGGAGUGAAAAUUUGUGUUUUAAAAAAUAACAUAAUUGCGUGAUUAGUUCAGAAAGUGUACCAGCUUAGGAAGUGCGCGAACCGGGCUUGUGAAUUAACGUAACGUAUGCUAAUUAUUCAUCUUUUAAUCGAAUUGUCGCAACAUAUGCCGUAAAUCGACGUCAUGUUUAAGUGCAUUCCAAUAUUCAAAGGCUGUAAUCGCCAAGUUGAAUUCGUUGACAAACGUCAUUGUUCGCUGCCCAGUGUGCCAGAGGAAAUUCUACGUUAUUCACGUACAUUGGAGGAGUUGUUCUUAGAUGCCAAUCAUAUCCGAGAUUUGCCAAAGAACUUCUUCAGACUACAUCGUCUGCGAAAAUUGGGCUUAAGUGAUAAUGAGAUAGCCCGAUUGCCUCCAGAUAUACAGAAUUUCGAGAACUUGGUAGAACUCGAUGUUUCGCGAAAUGAUAUUCCAGACAUUCCUGAUGACAUUAAACACCUACAAAACCUGCAAGUUGCUGAUUUCAGCUCAAAUCCGAUUCCAAAACUACCAGCAGGGUUUUCUCAACUCAAAAAUUUAACAGUUUUAGGCUUAAAUGAUAUGUCACUUACCACAUUACCAGUUGAUUUCGGAAGCUUAACACAAUUGGAAUCAUUGGAGCUGCGCGAGAAUCUAUUAAAACAUCUGCCUGAAUCGAUACGACAACUGACGAAGCUUAAAAGAUUAGAUUUGGGCGACAAUGAAAUUGAAGAACUGCCACCUUAUUUGGGCUACUUGCCCGGUCUGCACGAGCUCUGGCUCGAUCACAAUCAGUUAGAGAGGCUGCCACCUGAAAUUGGGCUACUAACCAAUUUGACAUAUCUUGACGUUUCCGAAAACAGGCUGGAAAAAUUACCAAAUGAAAUCGGUGGUCUCGUGAAUUUAACUGAUUUAGAUCUGGCGCAAAAUUUACUUGAGACGCUGCCCGAUGGUGUCGCCAAAUUAAGUAGACUGACAAUUCUAAAACUAGAUCAGAAUCGUCUACAGAAGCUGAAUCCAACUAUAGGAUGUUGUGAAAGCAUGCAAGAGCUGAUAUUGACCGAAAACUUCUUAUCAGAGCUACCCGUAUCGAUUGGGCAAAUGACUAAAUUGAGCAACCUGAACGUGGAUCGCAACGCAUUGGAAUACCUACCGGCCGAGAUAGGGAAUUGUGCAAAUUUGGGCGUUUUGAGUUUGCGCGAUAACAAAUUAAAGCGACUGCCGCCAGAGUUGGGCAACUGUACGGUGUUGCAUGUGCUGGACGUGUCGGGCAAUCAGCUGCAGUACUUGCCAUACACUUUGGUUAAUUUGCAGCUGAAAGCUGUUUGGUUAUCGGAAAAUCAGGCACAGCCGCUGCUAACGUUCCAGCCGGACACAGAUGAGGCAACAGGUGAACAGGUUUUGACAUGCUUCCUACUGCCACAACAAGAAUACCAGCCGAUAACGCCAGACUACCCACCGGGUCUACUCUAUAGAUCGAGCGAAAAAUUCGAUUCGUCGGAGUUCCACGUUUACCAACAAAAAGCACGCGAACUUGAAACCGAUUCGGAUGGCUGGGAGGAGCGUGAAGCUUCUAGAACACAUUCCGUUAAAUUCUCUGAAGAAUCUACACAGGAGAAGGACACACCGUUUGUCCGACAAAAUACACCACAUCCGAAGGAGCUGAAGGCAAAGGCGCACAAACUAUUUGCCAAAGAUCGCAGUCGACCGGAGGACGGCAAUUUGGAUACAGUCUCCGAAGAAGCAUCAACAAAGUUCGCUGUUAGCGGCACCGCACGAAUCGGCGCUAAUUCCACCAUAGUAGAGAAUAUAGCUGAGACAAAACCCAUCUAUGAGAAUCAUCAGCAACAGCCGGUAUCGCCGAAAACGCCAACAACAGCGAUUUCAUUCGCCCCACAGCCUGUUAUUGCACAGACAGCGGGCACACAACCACAGUCUGCUGUUAAUGCCGCAACAGUACAUGAGCCGAUAGCAAGUGUUGCGCCCGAACAUGGCAAUGCCGCUGUAGUGGUGGCUGCAGCAGCAGUAACAGCGGCAGCGAGUGUUACCGGUGAUGAAGAAGAGGAAGACUUUGAUGAAUCGGAAAGGCGUGUGGGCUUUCAAGUUGAGGGCGAAGAUGAUGACUUCUACAAGCGGCCAAUGAAAUUGCACAGACGUGACACUCCGCACCACUUGAAAAACAAACGUGUACAACAUAAUCUCACCGAUAAAAAAUCAAGUGAAAUUCUCGCCAAUGCUUUGAAUCAAGAGAAGAAAACGUCACAGCUGGCUCCAGUUCAAUCGCCCAUCCAAGAAAACGAGGCUGCUGAGCAGAGUGAGCAACAACAAUUGCAGCAGCAACAACCAUUCGCCGCACCAAUCUCACCCAUACCACCGCCAACGGUGCCUGGUCCACUGUCAGCAGGACAAUUACUUGACGAUGCCGUGGACGGUCUCACCGAGCUGCGUCUCGAACAGUACGAAAUCCAUAUUGAGCGCACCACUGCCGGUCUGGGCUUGAGCAUAGCGGGCGGUCGCGGUUCAACACCAUUCAAAGGCGAUGACGAGGGCAUUUUCAUAUCACGCGUGACCGAGGGUGGCCCAGCGGAUUUGGCCGGCUUGAAAGUUGGCGAUAAAGUACUGAAAGUGAAUGGCAUAAAUGUGGUCGACGCCGAUCACUAUCAGGCCGUGCAGGUGUUGAAGGCCUGCGGUGCGGUGUUGGUGUUGGUGGUGGAGCGCGAAGUGACACGCCUAAUAGGCCAUCCAGUGUUUAGCGAAGAUGGCUCAGUCUCACAGAUAUCGGUGGAAACGCGACCGUUGGCCGCAGCGCAGCAACAUGAAAAAUUCAUUCCGGCACCGAUUGAAAUUAUUCCAGAACAGCAGCAGCUACAACAACAACAACAAAUACAACAAGCGCCUGCCAACUUCAACAGCUAUCAAGCGAAUGUAUUUACAACACCAGCAACAGCAACAGCAGCAGGACCAACAAAUGCGGCAAAUUUAUCACAACAGCAGCAACAACAACUCCAACCGCAACAUGUUGGAGUGGGUGCAACAAAUGGCGUUUUGGAAAAUGGCAAGGAUGCCCCUUUGAGCUAUUUACAACUACACACGACUUUAAUUCGUGAUCAAAUCGGACAGGGCUUGGGCUUCAGCAUUGCCGGUGGCAAAGGCUCGCCACCAUUUAAGGAUGGCUGCGAUGGAAUUUUCAUUUCACGCAUAACUGAAGGCGGUUUAGCGCAUCGUGACGGCAAAAUAAUGGUUGGCGACCGCGUGAUGGCUAUUAAUGGCAAUGACAUGACGAACGCCUGUCAUGACGCUGCGGUGCAAUGUCUCACUGAGCCGCAACGCUUUGUGCGUCUGGUGUUGCAGCGCGAGUACCGUGGACCAUUAGAGGCACCGUUGAGUCCACGCAGUCCAGCUGUUUUGAAUUCGCUCAGUCCUUCCGGUUACCUCGCCAAUCGACCAGCGAACUUCAAUCGCUCCAUCGGCGACAUGAUAUCAGAGCAAGCACAAACUAAUCUGCAACAUGCGCCCACAGCGGCACCCAUACUGGCACAGCAACAACAGCAGCAAUAUCCAGCUCAGCAACAAUUUAACUACACCAACCAGCCGUCGGCUUACGAAAUAAAUAAAACUGUUACGAUACCUAACGCCACAGCAGCAGCAACAACAUUAACUAGCGCUAGUGUAGGUGGUAACAAUGCCCCGAAAACAAAUGGUUUUACGACUGCGGCAACAACUGUGCCAUACCAACAGCCACAGCAACAGCAGCAGCAGCAGCAACAAAUCGAUAAGGUCACGGGUCAACCCGUGCCAGCUCCCAGGCGCGCAAAUUCCAUACCUUUGGGAGACGCGCCAGCGGAAGCCACACCAGCCAACGGUAAUGCCGCACAGCCCCCGGAUUCGGCGAAUAAGCCGACAGCGACACCGACUGCCGGCCCGAACACGGCCGCAGAUGCUUCUGCUGAAACUCAGGUGCCGCCACUCCGACCGCUGACUAGUGAAGAUUUCCAAGCGAUGAUACCGGCGCACUUCCUUAGCGGUGGCAGUCAACAUCAGGUGAAUGUGGCGCGUGGCAAUGAGGUGGGCGUUGGACCCUCGGUCACCGUAACGGUGAAUAAGGCUGUACCCGAUCUGCCCAUGUUCCCCGCGGCACCCACGGAGCUGGGCCGCAUUACCGAAACAAUAACGAAAUCCACAUUUACGGAAACCGUAAUGACGCGUGUCACCGAUAACCAUUUAGCGGAGCCACUGAUCAGUGAGGAAGUUAUCUUGCCGAAGAAUCAAGGGUCGUUGGGCUUCAGCAUCAUUGGCGGUACGGACCAUUCGUGUGUACCGUUCGGUUCACAUGAGCCGGGCAUAUUUAUAUCGCAUGUCGUGCCCGAUGGCAUCGCACACAAAUGUGGCAAACUGCGUAUGGGCGAUAGGAUUUUGAAAGUGAACGACGUGGAUAUAUCGCGUGCCACGCAUCAGGAGGCUGUAAUGGAAUUACUGAAACCGGGCGACGACAUCAAGCUGACCAUACAGCACGAUCCGCUGCCACCUGGCUUCCAGAUUGAGGUAGAAAUUUUACAAACUGAGGAAAUCACCAUUAGUAAAGCUGAAGGCGAGCGCCUGGGUAUGCACAUUAAGGGCGGACUUAAUGGUCAGCGCGGAAAUCCGUGUGAUCCCACCGACGAGGGUGUGUUUGUGUCGAAAAUUAAUUCAGUCGGCGCAGCAAGACGCGACGGAAGACUUAAGGUUGGUAUGCGCCUGUUGGAAGUCAACGGCCACUCGUUGUUGGGCAUCUCACAUCAGGACGCUGUGAAUGUGCUGCGCAAUGCUGGCAAUGAAAUUCAUUUGAUCGCGUGCAAGGGAUACGACAAAUCCAAUUUAAUUCAUUCCAUUGGGGCUGCUGGCGGCAUGAGCACAGGCUUCAACACAACAGGCAGUCGACAAGGUUCACGUGCUUCCGAAACCGGUUCGGAGCUGAGCCAAAGUCAGAGCAUGUCGAGUUUGGACCGCGACGAAGAUGAGCGCAUACGACAAGAUUUUGAAGUUUUUACACCGAAAACCGAAUCGAAUAACGACCCCUCAGUAUUGGCAUCUGUGGCGGCAUUGGCCCACUCGCCCACCACACCGCCGAGCGCUGGCGCUUUGCCGCAACAGCAUGCAGCUGAAAGCGACACAUCCAAGAGCAGUGCUCCACCACCACCAACAGCAACAACUCCCCAAGACGCACUCGCCACAUUUGCUAAUGCAGACAAAACGCUGGUGCAGUCUAAAGAAAAGAGUACCCCCGAGAAGGUGCUUGAAAUCGUGCGUGCCGCGGAUGCAUUCACCUCAGUUCCACCCAAGUCGCCAGCCGAACAUCACGAUCAGGAUAAAAUUCAAAAGACCACAACAGUUGUCAUUUCGAAACAUACACUCGACACAAAUCCGUCGCCUGCGUUGGCGGCUGCCUCCACUCCAACACACACGUCACCAACAACAUUGCCCACUGCGGGCACAACUGCGUCCACGACCAACACCACCACAACAUCACCACCUGUCUCGCCAGCGUUGGCCACAGCCAGCAGCCGAGAUGUGGCUGCGACAGCAGCAAGUGGCAAAACUGUGGCCGCGCCACCGACUCAGCAACAGAACAUUCAACAGAGGCGCACACCAACUCCAACAUCAAUACACAAAACGAGGACAGAACCCAUAGCUAAGCCUACAGACAGCCGACAAAAUCAGUCGAUUGCUCCCACGACAAACAAAGCCACGAAAGCCGAACCAAUUUAUAUUAUUGACGACGAGGAGGAAGAAGAAGAAGACGCGGCGGAGGAGGAGGAGGAGGAGGAACCAGCGGAUGAGCACGGUGACGACAUAGAUGGAGACGAAGAUGUAUUCGAUACAUACUCACCGAAUGCUUCGGCCGAUCAAGGUGAUACUGAUUCGGACUACUUUGACCGACCACGGCCUUCGCCACGUUACACCAGCGAUUCGGAGAAUGACUAUCGUCCGCAACGGCCCAAUCACGAAAGGCUGGGAAAUAUAUCUGGUCGAAGCACACCCGACCUUUCAGGUUCUGCAUAUGGUGGUCACCGUAAAUCGGUUAGUUUUGAUCUUAGCGGUGAUGAAAGGUCAAAAUCUGAUUAUGAACGCUCGAGAACGCCCGACGGUUACUCGCGUUAUUACGAUUCUGAACAAGAGUAUGGUAGUGCACGGCCGCGUUUACCACGCAAAGGUAUAUUACGUUCGGCCAGUCCGUCAUCGUCGAAUAACUCGACAUUGGAGCGUUGUAGACGCCCCGAAAAACUGCCGCCAAUAGUGCCUACAGUAGCGCGUAUUAAGGAAAUUGAUUCGCCUACGCUGCAACAUGUGCGCUCAUCUUCGCCUUUAGCCAGCCGAGGUGGAAGUGGUAGUAGUGGCUAUCGCAGUCCACCGCCACCACCCGAAAAGGUUACGGUGUCUACCGAGAUCGAAAGAGAAAAUCCAUUCCGUGAGGCGUUCCUAGACAACAGCAAAAGUGAUGAAUAUACUGAGUUGGCGAAAGCUAUGUCGAAAUCACCCUCGGCGCUCAGAUCACCACGUGAACAGUUUUUCUUUGGUUCGAAGUCGACGGAGAAUUUGUUAGGUGCAGAGCGUUCAGCUUCAAGCGGUCGUAGCACGCCUAGCACAGUUGUGAGUGCGCAGUCAAAAUCUACUGAAGAUCUGUUGUCAAGCUCAACCGGCGCCAAACCAAAACGCAUACCACCGCCCAUAUUGCCGAAACCGAAAACUAAGAAAGCUGAGCUGGUGCACAAUAUUGCGCUCGAUGCCUUCCAAAAAGCCGACGUAGGUUAUGGUGAUUUCACAGUCUUCGAACACGAUCCUACCACGAAUACGAUACAUGAAAUACGUUCGCCGCCACCACCAACAACACCAACCGUUCCAAUAACACCACCGCCGGUUGGUGGUAGUGCAAAACUUCCUGUGCGCGUAAAGACGCCACGUAGUCCAUCGCGACCGCGUGAAAGUCCACCUCCCCCACCCGUCAACUACUCAACGAUGCCAAAGCUUCCUUCGCCAAGUCCACACGUGAAAAAGAGCGAAGAGACUUACUACUUGGAGGUGCUUCCACCACCUCCGCCGCUCUCCGAUGACGAAAUACCACCUUCACAACGUCGCCACACUGAGUUUAUACACGAAAAUUCACCAGAUCACAUACUGGUUACUGAAGACGAACACCGCACAAUCAUGCUGCAUGAAAAUGAAGUGCGUAACCAGCUGCGUGGUGCGAGCAGAAAGUCACAGAUACCCGAACUGGGCGCACCGCACGAAGAAGCGCCACCAGUUCCACAUUACGCAAGCAUCAAACACUCGGUAAAUCCAUUUAUAGAUAGUUCAGAUGACAAUUUUGAUUCAUUACCUCUCCCACCACCGCCCGAACACCUGAUUUCCUCUGCGGCUCUGAAUCCCGGUUGUGAUAGUAGCUCCCAUUGCGAUAGCGAAUCUUCAACUAUUAACAUUGCUUCACCUAUUUCUUCCAUUACUUCUCCCAAUGCAAACAUGCAGCCAAGGUUGGAUCUCUUAACAUCAGCAGCAACAUUACAGGCAGGCAUUCCAUCCAAUAAUCCACUCUCGCCCACACAAAUUUUCCCCACAGCGCAAAUACUACCUGUUCAAUAUACCCAGCUACCACAACCCCAGCAGCCAAAUACCACUCACAUCCUAACUGGUCAAUUGGUCCCAAACAGUGCGAGCCAUCACUUCUCUAAUUCCCCACAGAACCAGUCGCUAUUCACGGUAGGUGGUCUCGUACUGCUGCCACAAGCACAGUUCACUGCUGCGACGUCGCAGGUGUCAUCAUCGUCGUCAUCGUCGUUGGUUACUACACCUAUUUUCUUGACCACUAGCGGUGGUGCGACGUCUGCCACCACUGGUGUAUACAUGAAACCUCAACAACUACAACAACGAUCGCCACAACUGCAUCUACAUCAGCGUACCGUACUGUCACCUACAUCGGAUUCCAUUACAACAACAAAAGUGCCUAAAUCGGUUUCUGAUAAGAAACGUUUCUUUGAGUCAGCCAUGGAAGAUCAACACAAACCAUCACAAAAAACAGAAAAAGUUUUUUCAUUCCUGUCAAAGGAUGAAGUUGAGAAGUUGCGCCAAGAAGAGGAGAGGAAAAUCGCAACACUGCGUCGUGAUAAGAAGACGGGCUUAUUGGAUGGAGCCGCUGCAAAUGGCAAUGAUGAGUAUGAUGCUUCCAAUAAUAAUUCUGCCGCAGCCAACAGCGCUGCUCACGCCGCCACCAUACCGUGCCUUGUCGGUGAACACCGAAAACUACAACAACAACAACCGCAUGAUGGCGGAACUUAUGGGGCGAAUUAUGAUUAUGACGACGACGAUAGACGGCUUGUAGUUGACCAUCGUCACGUACUGCGCGAUACCAUUGUCGAGCGGGAUAAUUGUGAUGCGGAUGACAUGAGUGUUGCUGAAUGCACAACAAUAACAACAACAACGACAACAACAAGGAUCGAAUCAUUGACGACACCACCACCAACACCAGCAACACCACCAACACCAGCAGCACAGUCACAGUCACAGCCACAGGCAUUAGUGAAGAGUGGCGAAGCGACCGAACCGCCAACAAUACGACUCAAGCUCGAAAAACCGAAGAAAUCGAAAAAGACAAAAGCGAAAUCAAAAGAAGCCGCAAAAGCGCCGAGUGUGAGCACAACACCCACGGACGAGGGCGUCGCGGUUGAGCUUGUCGCCCACCGAAAAGCUCCACCACCGCCAACACAACCGGCGCAAGCCAACGCACAGCCGCCCGCACAGCCGGCAGCACCUGAGUGGGUGGCCACACCGUUGGCCGCAUUCAAAUCGCCGGCACUAGUUAAGUCCUUGACUGAGUCGACACCUAGCGCAGCAGCAACAACAACAGCCACAGCAACACCAGUAACAAUAGCGCAGUCGUUUAAGCCUCAAGUAGAUACUGCACUUGCACCGUCUGUAGCAACAAUAGCACCCGCCCCCGCACCACGUACCACAUCAACUCAACAACUAAGUAGCACUGUAGCGCAGUUUGUGGAUAUUGAACGACAGCACGCUGAUGUCCCAAGCGAUUACAAUGACGCCGAAGAUACGGCGAGUAGCAUUGAGAGUGUUAUUGCUGCGACGACGCCAUUAGCCAUUUUAUCGACCUCAACGACGCGCUUGCCCAACCAACAGAAGCCGUCACUGUUGCCGAAACCCAAAGUGAAAGUUGUCAUACCACCUGCAUUGUUACUGCAACAAACGCAACAACAACAACAGCAACAAGAGGAAGAGCAACAACAGGACACGUCACCGACCACACCAUCCAGUCGCAUCCCCAUACGCACUGCGAAUGCGGAGCGGCGCGCGCUGAAGGCGGCAGCAGCAGCAGCUGCUGUUGGCGGUGCAGUGGCUGGGACGCAAGUUGAAGCUGCUGCUACUUCCGUUGUGGUUGAGCGGUCAUCAGAUGCGGUUCAACACGAGCAGUCACCGUCUAAUGGGUUGAAGAGCAAAGCAAUGAUUAAUGCUGAGAAACGCGCGUCUUGGCGCGCUGCUCGCUUGCGCUCAUUGGAACAGGGCGCUCAGGAGGCGCAGAGCGUCAUACAGAAUAUGAACAAAAUCGCUGAUGAUCUGCUGACGACACCCGUCGCCACCGAGCAGACUAAAAAGAUUGUUUUUCCAAAAAUCGCCAUUAAAUCGAGCGAUGGUCCGGUUAUAAUACGUGAACGUGAAAAAAUACUCGAUGAAAAAAUUGUGCGCCGCACCGAAGAGGUGCCGUGUCCGUUAACGGGGCGACCUCAACUGCGAACUGUCGAGUACAUUGAGAAAACCAUCGAAACUGAGGUGGAAACUUGCCAGGAGAAGAUAAUCUCAUUAGAGUUGCAAGAUCCAGAAAACGAUGAUAACGACAGUGACGAUGGCGGAAAGGACAAAAUUAGCAAUCCAUUUGCAUCAUUGCAACAUGCUGCAAGUGCGAACCAGCAGUCAGCCACAGUGCUGGCAGCAGUAACACAGGCAAUCACAACGGUCGAAGAUGAGACGUUGGAGGAUGAGGAGCCGCCGGAGUUGUUGAGGGAAACUGCGCUACUGGACACUGUCGACGAGGAUGACGAUGAGGAAGAUGAAGAGGACGAUGAUGACGAUGAUGAGGAUGAGGACGACGACGACGACAGCGAGGAGGAAGAGGAGGACGAAGAUGAAGAGGAUGCCGCCUCCAUUGUGACUGUUCAUGCAAAUAAUGAAAAGCUCUUCCUACGCACCGACGAUGAUUCCGGUCCAUCUGAUGAUUUCGACAGUAUUGGCAUGUUCGGUCCUUCGUCCAUUGAUAGCGUGUCGUCCAUAUCAAAGUUGCGUAUACAGCCCGUGCCGAUAACAAUACACCAGACACUGGCUAAGGAAGUCGUCGUAACAGCGCCUGUUGUGCCAGCUGGAGUACGCACAACAACGAAAACCGACUAUCCAGCACACAGUAUAACCACAGCUAGCACAAUUGUGGAGGUGGUUAAUCCAUUGAUAACCGGUGAGGGGCAGGUAAAAAGUUUGGCGGUGGGAAGCACUGCUCAACGCGAAUAUCCAAUUUUCGACAAUGAAAUAGAGAAGAGCUUGCGGUCGAAGCCAUAUGAUGACCAUAUCGAAGAUAUUGCCAGGCGGAAAGGUGGUUAUGACGAAGCAGCGGAAGAUGAGCGUGAUGAUGACGAUGAGGCUGAGGAAUUUUCAGCUGCAGCGACAGGAGUGUUACGUAGCGACACGUUUGUCAUGCCAGUAGUGCGGCAACAACAGCAACAGCGGCCACCAGAGGAACUCUCAUUGAAUGCCAAAAUGAAGAAUGUGUUGGUGGAGUUAUUGGAGAACGAGCGUGUUAAAUUGAAUUUGCAGAAGAGUCUGGAGGAGGAUGAAGAUGAGCAGCACGAACUCGCCUAUGGGGAUUCUGACGAUGAACAAGACAUGGUUGACUAUGUUGCAACACAUGGUGCAAACCCCAGUGGGAUAAGCCGUUCUGCAGCUAGAGCUGUUAGUGAUGAUAACGGUAAUGAGCGACUGCUGCAAGAGCUAAUAAGAGACAGUAAUAGGAAUACAAUUAAAAAGCUAGCAGUUGGUUACGACGAUGAAGAAAGCGAGGAGGACGAUGACGUUGACGAAGAGGAUGAAGAGGAAGAGUCUCUAGAUUCCAGUGACUCGGAAGAAGACGGCGAAGCUGACGAUGAUGAUGAGGCUGUAAAUAUAACUUUUGUUGAUGGUUGUCAAGUGAUUGAGAAUCCCAAUGCGGAGUCAACGCUAAAGUUGCAAAAAUCACAAACAUACACUUCGAUGAAAGAGGCGGAUCAGACCGAAGCAAGCAAGCAAAGCGGCGCCGCACAAGAAGACGUCGACAAGGACAUCGAACACACUGUCGAAAAACUACAAGCCGAACAACGCAAGCUCGAAGAGAUCACAAAACAACUACGCAAAUCGGUAGAAAAUCUGCUGGCCGAUGACGACGAAAUCGCGACGGCAAUCAGCCAAGCAGUAAUAGACGACGAGGACGAUGCGGUCAUUCAAAAACCGAAGCAAAAUGUUGUGCACACUGUAGAAACCAAGACUGUCAUCGGCGACGAUGGUGUCAAGAAAACCAUCAUCACCGAGACGAUACGCAAGCCAGAGCAUAAACAAACGCAACGCGAACCGCAAGACGAAGAGUCCGGCGAGGCACUUUUCAAUAAACUACUGCACGCCGGCGGCGAUCACAAGCAGAUAUUCGAUCAGCAAACGGGCGAGAGUGUAAUAACGACCACCACCACCGAUGCCGACGGCACUGUCACCACCACAACAACCACAAUUUCGAAUGUGAUUAAAAGCGGCAUCCCCAGAGCGGUGCUGCUGAAAUCAGAAGCCAGCACAGCAGGCACCAGCAGCAGCAGCGGCAGCAGCACGAGUGCGCACACGAAACCAGAGAAGCAACAACAUAGCAAACAAAAACGUAAAGGGAAGAAUGGCAAGAAGUAAAUGUGACACAAAAUAAAUGGCAAGGCAUUGCACUAAAUCUAACAGGCAGCGCUGCACAGUGCAGCAACUGUGUACAACUGCAUGCAGUGGCGUACAUAUUUAUGUGUAGGGGGGAAAGAAUGAUAAAUAUGUGGAAACAUAUUUACUCUUUCUGCAACCAGUUGCAUUUGAAGAGAGGAGUAGUGGGUGUAUAUAUAGUAUAUGCAUAAACAUAUUGUGUAGGAUUAUGCAACACAAGCGAGUAGCGAGUAUAGUAUAUACUAGUUAGCAAUGUAUACGAGUUUAAGUGUCCAAUAGUGGAGCUGGAGAUGGGAUCAGCGAUUGCGCGGGCGUAACUUAACAGGCGACAGCAAGUUGUAUAUUUGGCAAUUUGUAAAAAUUUCCAAAAUUGCGCUGAAAAUAUAAGUGAAUGAUGAAUCGUAGAAAAAGAAAAUUUUUAAUAUUUUUUUAAAUGAUAUUUUUAAGUUUACUGGCAGCCAAUAAUGCAAUUUAUAUAGAGUGGUCGAAAAAGUGUUUUCGUAUUUUGUCACUUAAUUGAUUAAUAAAAAAAAUUUAAUUCGGGAAAGCUGUAAAAAAGCUACAGCUGUUCAAAAGUGAGUGAAAGUAAUGAAGAAAUUCGCUAUAUUUCGAAAUACGAAAAUACCUUUUCGACUACCCAAUAUUACUUCAAAGUGUAAGGUAAAGUAAUUAACACGAAAUUGUAACGAAAACUAAGCCGUUAUUUAUUGCGAUUUGCAUGUCGCAUGUUAUUAUAGCCCCAGCGCCCAAUAUAUGAAUCCCGAUUUUAUAUUUUUACCGUUUUAUGAUAUUUUAAUUAUUUACAUUUGCUACAGCAUAUUAUUUAGUUGCUGGUUAUGAUUUACGUUUUCAAUUAACCACCAUUUGCAUUUAUCAUUUGUAACUAAUUUAGCGUCCAUAAUAUAAUUUGUUGUGUUUAUAUGCAUUUAUAAUGACGAUACCCAAACGACAUUAGUUUUAGUGAUCCCACAAAAAUUCUCAAGAAAUGCUAAAAUCCAACACGUUUUCGUUGAUUGAUUUUCUAAGCGAAAGAUUUCAUUUAAUUAAUUUAAAUAAAAUUUUUAUUUGCUUAUUUGCUAACGAACUAAUUUUUACAUUUAUUUUUGCCGUCUUUUUAUACUUUAUUUUCAAUGCUUCCCCAACGUUUAUGCGGUUUGUUUUGCUUUUAGGCGAAAAAGUAGCGUUGCAGACGCUAAAUGACAGGCUGAAAAUAGCUUGUAGCGCAAGUAGACCCUAAGCUUGUUUGCUACCAAUAAGACGAUGAGCAAGAUAACGCUUGAAGAAAUUAAAAAAAAAAUCUAAUAACAUUAUUUUUAUUUUUAAAUAUAAAUUUAAAGAUAUUAUUUUUAUUAAAAAAAAAUAAUAAAAAAUUGAAAAAUAUUAUUUUUAAAGCAAAUGAAAAAUAAUUUAAUGCAAAACAAAAAUAAUAAAAAAAAUUGAAAAAUAUUAUUUUUAUUUAAAAUAAAAAAAAUUUUUAUUUUUGAAAAGUUAAAAAUAUUAUUUUUAAAGCAAAUGAAAAAUAAAUAAAAAUGAUUUAAUGCAAAAAGGAAAUAAUAAUAAUAAAAAAAUUGAAAAAUUAAAGAACAUUAUUUUUAUUUAAAAAAAGUUUUAUUUUUAUUCUAAAAAAAUUAAAAAUAUUAUUUUUAAAGCGAAAGAAAAAUACGAAAAUUUAAAAACAUUAUUUUUUGAGCAAAAAUAAAAUAAAUUAAAAAUAUUUUUACGAAAAAUUUAAAAAAAAAAAACGAAAUUAACGAGAAUUUUAACGAAAUCCAAUCAGACAAAAAAUUCGUCCUUUUAGUAUGUAAUUUGACCUGUCCAAAAUUAUACAUUACCAAAAAAAAAGUGAAAAAAUUUAUUGCAAAAAAAAAUUAUAAAAAAUGGAAAACGAAAUAUUUUUGGUAUUUUAUAUUUUAAACUACGAAUGUGAAAAAAUUUAUUAAAAAAAAUAUGUUACAAAAAUAAAUUUUUUUUAAAUUGGAAAACGAAAUAUUUUUUAUACCACAAAAAUAUUAAAGAUUCUCAAUUUGCUGAUUUCGCUUAAAACAACCUUAAAAAUAUAUGUAUGAGUAUUUCAUCUUAAGUAAUUCUAUGUAAUGUUUUUUUUGUUGCAUCAUUCCGUACGUAAUUUGAUUUCUUUACAAUAAUUUAAUAAUAAAAUAGCAAACUGAAUGUAUUUUGCAAUAGACUUAAGUUACAUUUACACACACACGUACACAAAAAUACGUUUAACGAUUUGUCUAUAAUAGUAUGUGUGUGUGUAUGAUGCCUACAGAUAUACUUAUUUGUAAUGCAAAUUGUAAUUGAAUUGUACGGUAUUAUAACAUUAGAUAUACAGACAUACAAACUUUCAUACAGGUGUAAAUUCAAUGCACAACUAAUAAAUUAAGAACAGCGUGUGUCACUGCGGCUAAGACGCAGACACACAAAUAUACAAACAUACAAACAUGAAGCAUCAUUUAAAUAUACAAUAUAUCAGCAAUGUGGCAGCUCACUGCUACCAAACACACAUACAUAUGUAAACAUGCAUGUACAACUGUACAAUAGCUACAUGCACACACACACGAACACAUUCAAAUGCAUACAAGUAUGCAUGUAUGUGUAACCCUUAACUGAGCAUAUGCAACCUGCAGAUGCUGAGUUAAAUUUGUAAAGUGACAAUUUUAUAAGAACUUUGAACAAAGAAAAAAAGUUGAAAAUAUUGCAAACAAAUUAUUGAAUAUAUUUUAUAGUAGAUAACUGAAUUUAAAUGUAAUAAAAUUUGAAUUACUUUUAUUAAGAGAA